CGCAGCUACGCAAAUUAGCCUUAGACGAGGAAAAGGAAUCGAGGAAGGAGUUGCGAAGUGGACCUGCGACGAAGACGUGAACAUCUGCCGCGCCGCCUACGUCGUCCUCCCACCUGCGUCGUCUGCUGGUCUGCCCUUCUUCCCUGGACUCCGGCAGUCCGCCGUCUGCCACUCUGCCCGUCUGCCUCUGCGGCUGUGCACAGUGCUCCUCCCUCCAAAGAGAAUCCAAAACGAAUUCUCCACUCAAGAGACUCCAAACAUUGCAGAAAACAAUCAAAAAUGGAAGAAGAAACCUCAAACUCAGAAUCCCCAGAAAUCACUCUGAGAUCAAUACAGCUUUCAGACUUGGACGAUUUCAUGGAAUGGGCAGGAGAUGAAAGAGUGACCACUUUCUGUUUGUGGGAUACUUACACCUCAAGAGACCAAGCCAUUGACUUCAUAAAGAACCAUGCAAUUCCACACCCAUGGUUAAGAGUGAUAUGCCUUGAGAAUAGAGCAGUUGGGGCAGUAUCUGUGACCCCCAGGUCAGGGCAUGACAGUUGCAGAGGUGAGCUUGGGUAUGUGCUGGCACACAAGUAUUGGGGCAAAGGGAUUGUAACAAGGGCAGUCAGGAUGGUUGCAUCUACCAUCUUCUCAGAGUGGGCCCACCUGGAGAGGCUUGAGGCUUUUGUAGAUGUGACAAACAAAGGCUCUCAGAGGGUGCUGGAGAAAUGUGGGUUUCUGAGGGAAGGGGUUUUGAGGAAGUACAUGAUCUUGAAGGGAAGAUCUAGAGACACAGUGGUUUACAGCCUCCUCUCCACUGAUUUAUGUUCUCUAGGCAAGUAGCUUCUCAAUCAAUCCUCGGAAAAGGGUCAAAUAAACUCUUAUACUUUUAUGAAAACAUCAUCCAAGCCCAUGUACUAAAUUAAACAUUUUUUAAUUUAGUAUCAACAAGCAGUCAAAGAGGUCCUAUGACCGGAAACCAACCUCCUACCCCAGAUUAGAAACAUUUUUUAUUUUUUAUUUUGCUUUAUUCUCUUGCUUCACAAUCCAGCCCUGCACACGUCGGUUUUUUAUCCUUUCAGUUUCUUCUUUUGUUUUUUUCUCUUUCUUCUUUUUCAAUACUUCAAUUCAAUAGUCUCCCAUUUCGUGAUUUUCUCUUUGAUUUGUUCUUUCAUUUCAUCAUUUCAAUUUCUAACAAUUUAUGUUUUUGUUAUUAAAAAUAACAAUUUGUGUUUUUAGUUUUUUCUUCCUCUACCCCCCUUAUUUUCUUUUCUACUUGUUGUCUUCCCCAAGAAAUGUUGCUGAAAUUUCUUUCUAAGGAUGUUUUUACUUGGAUUGUAAUUUGCUAAUCUUGUCUGGUUUGAUCUGGUAAUGUCCAGUCUCUUUGUAUUUUUAUAACUAUCCAAGUCAAUUUUGAUCUGGUCUGGAUCUAGUUUGAUCUGGUCUGGGAUAGAUUACAUACGAAUUAACACUAUUGUAACUUUAUACGCACUCAAAAAAUUAUACACUUCCGUACAAGAAAUGUUGGCCGUAAACUUCACAAAAAAAUGAUAGGUGUUCACAUAAAAAAAAGUUUUAGCCUGCGCAAAAAAUUUAUACAUUUUUCUAUAUAAAUUUUGCAAUUGACAAUUGUUAUUUAUUGCCUGACUUUAUAAAUGAAAAAAAUUAGUGCAGAAGAUUUUGAAAUUGUGUACGGAAGUGUAUUAUUAUUUACUAUAUAUAAGCUUACAAUUUUAAUUGUGUCAAAGUUAUAAUUCCAAUUUAAUGGCAAAGACUACAUUUAAUAUGAGCAAUAACAAAAAAAAAACUAAAAGUGUAAUUUCUUCACAAAUAAAAGAAUCUGUAAUAACAAUUCACAUAUUUUUUUUUUAUUAAGAACGAGCAUAUUUAUGAGUUACAGAUGAUUGUUUAUUGAAAUAAUUAGGAUCUUUUUUAUUUGGACUGUAAUCUAUACCAGACCAGAUCAGACAAGACUAGAUCAAAAUUGACUUGGAAGGUUAUAAAAAUACAAAAAGAUUGGACAUUAACAGAUCAGAUCAAACAAGAUCAGCAAAUUAUAGUCCAAGUAAAAACAUCCUUAGAAAGAAAUUUCAGCAACAUUUCUUGGGGAAGACAACAAGUAGAAAAGAAAAUAAGGGGGAUAGAGAAAGAAAAAACUAAAAACACAAUUGUUUUUUUUAAACAAAAACAUAAAUUGUUAGAAAUUGGAAUGAUGAAAUGAAAGAACAAAUCAAAGAGAUUAUGUGCAACGAAAAAAUCAGGAAAUGGGAGACUAUUGAAUUGAAGUAUUGAAAAAGAAGAAAGAGAAAAAAAAAACAAAAGAAGAAACUAAAAAGAUAAAAACCUGACGUGUGCAGGGCUGGAUUGUGAAGCAAGAGAAUAAAGCAAAAUAAAAAAUGUUUCUAACCUGGAGUAGGAGGUUGGUUUCCGGUCAUAGGACCUCUUUGACUGCUUUUUUAUAGUAAAUGCAGUAAUGCACCUAUGUGAUGUUUUAUUUAAUACAUAUGCUUAGAUGAUGUUUUCAUAGAAGUACAGGUGCUUAUUUGACCCUUUUCCAUUAAUCCUUUGUACAUUUAACUUAGUUAAUAAUGGAUUGAGCUAGGCUUAGGUGAAAAAAUCAUACUCCGUAUUCAUAUACUUUUUGAGUCUGAGAGAUAAUAAAAGAAUAUACAUAGUACUACCAGAGCCGUGCGGUGCUUGAGGCGGAUGAGGCACUUGCCUCAGGGUCCAAAAAAUUGUUAAAAUUUUAGGGCCCACAAUUUUAGAUAUUUCUUUAGUAUAUAUAUGUAUUAAAUAUACAUAUUGGGCUUCCUUUUUGCAUGUUAGUUAGAGCACCAGUUAGAAAGAACUUGGAGAUAUCAGAUCACACUCACACACUAUGUACUAAUAUGUGAGAAGGGAAUCAUAUUCUAUCCAGGAACUCUGCUUUUGAAUUACAGGAGGAUGCCUUUAUAUAUAAUAGGCAUUGAAACAUCAUUUAAUUGGAACAAUAAAGAUAGAACUUUCUGGGAAGUCUUUUCAUGUAUCUAGCAACUCUUUAGUUUCCCACAUUUAUUUGAAUUAAAACUAUUUCCCAACAUUGCCUAACCUUUGUCCGCUGACUCCACGGUUGUACUUCAAAAAAGAAAACCCAAAAGUCUCCCAAUUACUUUUGUUCGACCAGUUUAGAAGCGAAAUAGCCAUCAACG
This is a messenger RNA of Cuscuta epithymum, 3170 nucleotides long. The record is from the annotation of a GenBank genome assembly. NCBI's taxonomy places the organism in Eukaryota, Viridiplantae, Streptophyta, Magnoliopsida, Solanales, Convolvulaceae.